Molecule: messenger RNA, 1516 nt
Organism: Andrographis paniculata
Lineage: Eukaryota; Viridiplantae; Streptophyta; Magnoliopsida; Lamiales; Acanthaceae
Exons: 9
Coding region: 224-934 (236 amino acids)
Cellular component (GO): cytoplasm; nucleus
Source: RefSeq, a predicted model, not a curated record
GGAAAAGAAAGGAGAAGCAGCGGCGGCAACCGUCGUCUACUGGUAAGAGUGGAGCAACUUUUAAUGGCAUCCACGGACGAGAGCAAGAAGAGGAAGUUGGAGACGGAUGAAGAUGAUGAUAAUGAGGUUUUAAAUUACAUCCUUUGAGAUUCUGCCCCCAUUCCAGGCCCUGUCGUCUGAAGAAGAUGGCCAAGACUUUGCUGAAUCGUCACCCGACCUAGACAUGAUCACAUCUUCUGAACAUUAUUUUGGCAGCAAUGAGGAUGGUUUCUCCAUCAGCAUCAUCGAGAAUAUGAAAGAAGAAUAUGGACUGUUUGUGUGGCCCUGUAGCAUAAUACUAGCCGAGUAUGUAUGGCAAAAGAAGUCACGGUUUUCUAGGGCAAACGUUGUCGAGCUUGGUGCUGGAACUUCGUUGCCCGGGCUAGUUGCUGCUAAAGUAGGCGCAGAUGUAACACUCACCGACGAUUCAAAUAGAUCCGAGGUUCGAUUUCCCAACUCCAUGCGCCAUGCAAUUUUCAACAAAACAAUCGUGCUGGCUAAUAUGAUGAAUGUCUGCAAGUUGAACAAUCUCAACUGUAAGGUAUCGGGGCUCACUUGGGGUCUAUGGGAUGCAAAUGUGUUUGCAUUGUGCCCUAACAUCAUCCUUGGAGCCGAUGUGUUAUAUAAUGUUAGUGCAUUUGAGGAUCUGUUUGCAACUGUGACAUUCCUACUCCGGAAAUGCCAGGAUUCUGUAUUCAUCACCACAUAUCACAACAGAAGUGGGCAUCACCUCAUCGAGUUCCUAAUGGAGAAAUGGGGUUUAAAAUGCACAAAGCUUCUCGAUGGUUUUUCUUUCUUGCCUUCGAACAAGGCAUCCAAUUUGGGAGGUGGUAACAUUCAGCUGGCAGAGAUUAUAAUUGAUGCUUCCUCUACCCAGACCAGUGCAUGUAGAUAGCCUGGUAGCCGAAAAAGUUGGCCGGGCUCAGAGAGAAGUUGUAAACUGCAGGGGUAUGGGUAUGGGGGUGGGGAUGGGGAUGGGGUCGGGCGUGGAUGUAUGAUGGGAGGCAGUGGUGCUCCGGUGCAGCUGCAUAGUAAACGUAGUGAGGGUACCUUUCAGUUGUUGGGUAGUGGUGGUUCUUAUCAUUGGGAGCGUUAGCAAUUCGGGCGAUGGUAUUGGCCCUUGAUCGUUUGGACUGUGGCUUUGCACCUUCUGUUUCUUGUUUCUUGGCUGCCUUGGCUUUCUCGAUUUCCAGCACCUGUUUGUGGAGAGGACCUACGGGGAACUGGCUCUCGAGCUUGUGGUCUUCAAUGCACUUGAUCGCACUUUUCAGUACUAGCAGCAGCUCUUUCUCAUUCUGAAAGGGAAGAGAAGAGAAAUCAAUAUGUUUUAUAUGUAAUCCACUGCAUAUAUGAAUUGUAUAUUUCACAUGUAUUAUGGUUGGUGUAUGUAACAUUAUGUAUUAUGGUUGGUGUAUGUAACAUUUGAAGUUCAAUCACCAACCUUGUUCUAAUUCAUUCGUACAAAAGUGCAUUAUAA